AUGGCGGCAGGAAGAGCAGCACAGUGCCAGAGACUGGGAGCCCCGGCCGGCAGCACGGGGGUCACGGGAAACCUGGGGGCAACCGACCCGGGCGAGAGGUCGGCUGUCGCCCAGUUCACAGGCUCUGCCUUCGGGUCCGCCGCCAUCUGGCAGUACGAGUCCCUCAAGUCGCGGGUCCAGACCUAUUUCGAGGGAGCCCGAGCGGACUGGCUGGAUAAAAUACGGCCGCAGAAGAGAGGGGACUUCAGAAAGCAGGUUAACAGCUGGUGGAAUAACCUGACUGAGGGUCAGCGGACUGUGACAGGUAUUAUAGCUGCAAAUGUCUUUGUAUUCUGUUUAUGGAGACUGCCUGGUAUGCGACGGGUUAUGUUUACGUAUUUCACCUCAGAUCCAUCCUCCAAAGCCCUGUGUUCUCCCAUGCUUCUCUCUACGUUUAGUCACUUCUCUCUAUUCCACAUGGCAGCAAAUAUGUAUGUUUUAUGGAGUUUUUCCAGCAGCAUUGUCUCUCUUCUGGGCUGUGAGCAGUUCAUUGCAGUGUAUCUUUCUGCUGGGGUUAUCUCCACUUUUGUCAGUUACGUUGCUAAAAUGGCCACUGGAAAGUUUGAACCAUCCCUUGGAGCUUCAGGAGCUAUAAUGACUGUCCUUGCAGCCGUAUGUACAAAGAUGCCAGAAGCAAAACUAGCCAUCAUAUUUCUUCCAAUGUUCACAUUUACAGCGGGAAACGCUUUAAAAGCCAUAAUUGCAUUUGACACGGCAGGGCUUGCUCUAGGCUGGAGACUUUUUGACCACGCUGCACAUCUUGGGGGAGCUCUCUUUGGAAUGUGGUACGUGACUUACGGCCACGAGCUCAUAUGGAAGAACAGAGAACCACUGGUGAAAGCUUGGCAUGAAAUGAGGACAAAGAACACAGGAAAAGGAGGAGGUGGAAAGUCUAACUGAUUCUAAUCCUAGAGAUUCCUUGUGCCCAAGUGGUAUAUUACUUGAAUUGGGAUUGAAUUGGUUUUGAAGGUGUUUUUGCUACUCCACAUUAAGCCUCUGAGGAGCUGAAGUUUCUGAUAUAAACUACAGUUACACAAAUGCGUAUCAAUAGAAAAUGAACUCUGAUAAAGGUGGAACAAUAAAGGUUUUUAUCUUAUUGCUCUC
Messenger RNA from Charadrius vociferus (killdeer), 1143 nucleotides. RefSeq names its product presenilin associated, rhomboid-like (gene PARL). Gene Ontology annotation, molecular function: serine-type endopeptidase activity. The record is from RefSeq and is a predicted model, not a curated record. The transcript has 9 exons. Lineage: Eukaryota; Metazoa; Chordata; Aves; Charadriiformes; Charadriidae. The coding region runs from base 1 to 939 and encodes 312 amino acids. Gene Ontology annotation, cellular component: membrane.